GCGCACUCAGCCACCUUCCGUUUCUUGGAGCGCCCAAUUUCCCCGCAGACCUCGGGGCGGGGCCAAGUGCGGGGAGAAGUCACCCUCUCAGUAUCCGCUCGCUGAGGCCGUUGUCGCCACCGCCUCCAGUCUGCAACAGUCAUGUUGCCCAACACGGGGAAGCUAGCAGGAUGUACUGUCUUCAUCACAGGCGCGAGCCGUGGCAUUGGCAAAGCUAUUGCUUUGAAAGCAGCAAAGGAUGGAGCAAAUAUAGUCAUUGCUGCAAAGACUGCCCAGGCACACCCCAAACUUGCAGGCACAAUCUAUACUGCUGCUGAAGAAAUCAAAGCAGCUGGAGGAAAGGCCUUGCCAUGUGUUGUUGAUGUGAGAGAUGAACAACAAAUCAGCAGUGCAGUGGAGAAAGCAGUUGAGAAAUUUGGAGGAAUUGAUAUUCUGGUGAAUAAUGCCAGUGCUAUUAGCUUGACCAACACAUUGGAAACACCUACAAAGAAAGUGGAUUUGAUGAUGAACAUCAACACCAGAGGCACCUAUCUUACAUCUAAAGCAUGCAUUCCUUAUUUGAAAAAGAGUAAAAUUGCUCAUAUCCUCAAUCUCAGCCCACCGCUGAACCUAAAUCCACUGUGGUUCAAACAGCACUGUGCUUACACCAUUGCUAAGUAUGGUAUGUCUAUGUGUGUUCUUGGAAUGGCAGAAGAAUUUAAAGGUGAAAUUGCAGUCAAUGCAUUGUGGCCUAAAACAGCCAUAUACACUGCUGCUAUGGAUAUGCUGGGAGGAUCUGGUAUUGAAAGCCAAUGUAGAAAAGUUGAUAUCAUGGCAGAUGCUGCAUAUUGCAUUUUCAAAAAGCCAAAAAGUUUUACUGGCAACUUUAUUAUUGAUGAAAAUAUCUUAAAAGAAGAAGGAAUAAAAAAUUUUGAUGUCUAUGCCGUUACACCAGGCCAUCCUUUGUUACCAGAUUUCUUCCUGGAUGAACAGCCAGUUACAGUUACCAAGGAACCAGCAACACAUGGUGCUCUUCCAGAAUUGAAAGAAAAGGAGGCGCAGCCACCACCAAAACCACGUUCUGGAGCUGUGGAAGGGACAUUUAGAAUUGUUAAGGACUCUCUCAGUGAUGAUAUUGUUAAAGCCACUCAAGCAAUCUAUCAGUUUGAACUCUCAGGUGAAGAUGGUGGAACAUGGUUUCUUGAUCUUAAAAGCAAGGGUGGCAAUGUCGGACAUGGAGAGCCCUCUGAUCGGGCAGAUGUGGUGAUGAGUAUGUCUACUGAUGAUUUUGUAAAAAUGUUUUCAGGGAAACUAAAACCAACAAUAGCAUUCAUGUCAGGAAGAUUGAAGAUUAAAGGAAACAUGGCCCUAGCAAUCAAAUUGGAGAAGCUAAUGAAUCAGAUGAAUGCCAGGCUGUGAAGAGAAAAAAAAUGUUGACCGCUAAGCUCAAAAAGUAAAAGGGUUCAAUAGUUAAAAUUGAAUGUUUGUUUUCAUCCCUAUUAUAAGGAUAUACAUGUUUGUUCUGGAAAAAAUAGAAUUUCUGUAUCUAUAAGACUUGAAAUUGUAAUUAAAACAGCUAGCCAACCAAACAUAAGCAUCAUUAAGUAGAAUUCUAAGAUAUUCUAUUUUUCUUAUUUUGUGAGUUUUGCCCUCUGAGUCCUGUAUCUCAUACACCAUCAUCUUCUGGGAAAAGUAUUAUUAGUAAUCAAUUGGGGUCAAGCAGCAACAUUACUUUUUUCAUAUCUUUUUCCCACGUAAAAUGAGACUAGUAUGUUUUAAACUUUUCAGUUUAGGAUUGUAUACUAAUGAUAUUUUAGAGUUUUAUAAACUUGUUUUAAAGAAAAUCUUCUAUAUUACAUUUUCAUAGAAAUCACAUAAUAAACUACUUAAUAAAUACUAUUUGUGAAGACAAAUUAAACAAAAAGUAUAUUUUGUUAACUACCUUUCUAAGUGUAAGGUAUUUUACCUAUAGGAAAAUACUAUUGAUGUAAUUCAACUAACUGCAGUAUAUAUAUCCUAUUUUAAAGUAUGUAAAAAUAUCCUAAGAUAAUUCCUCCCCAGAAGUGUGCACUUGGUCACAGUGUUUUGAAAUGAGAACAUUAGAAUAGAUGGUUGUUAUGGGCUGAAUGGUAUGCCCCCUUCAUAUGUUGAAGUCCUAACCCCAAGAAUCUCAGAAUUGAUUGUAUUUGGAGAUAAGAUCUUUAAAGAGGUGAGUAAAACCCAGGCUUUUAGGGUAGGGUGGGCCAUAAUCCAGUCUGACUGGUGUCCUUAUAAGAGGAAAUUUGGACACAAAAGAGAGUCCAAGGAGGCACACACAGAGGAAUGACCAUGUGAGGACCAGCAAGAAGGCAGUCAUUUGCAAGCCAAGGAAAGAGGCCUCAGAAGAAACCAAACCUAAUGACACCUUGAUCUCAGACUAGUCUCUAGAAUUGUAAGAAAUUUCUGUUGCUUUAGCCACUCAGUCUGUGGUAUUUUGUUAUUGUAGUCCUAGUAAACUAAUGCAAUAGUUUGUUUGUAUUUCUGUUACGAACACAAGUUCCUAUGCAGUACACACAGUGAGGCCAAACUGAAACAUUGGAGUUUGUAGCAGAGAAAGGUUUAUUACAGGGCCAAGCAAGGAGAAUGGGUGGAUUGUGCUCAAAAAACCCAAACUCCCCAAUGGUUUUCAGGGAGAAGUUUUUAUAGGCAGAAUUUGGGGUGAGCGCUGUGUGACUGUCUCCUGAUUGGUUGGUGGUGAGGUAACAGAGAGGUGUUUCAGAAAUCUUGUGCUCAGCCUGAAGUUACCAUCCUCCACCUGGGUGGGGGCGUUAGUUCUUACAGAAGAAUGCAAAGAUAUUGUUAUAUAUAUUCCUUGAGGAGGAGGAACCAGGACCCUGCCCCAAGGCUGCACUAUUGUUUCUUGACUGCUCCUCCCCUGUUUCUGCAUUCCCUCCCUUCCCUGAUUAGCAACUGUUUGAAUCUGCCCUUUGUAACUCAGUGAAGGUCAAGGAGGCUGAAUGAAGCCCAUUUCCUACAAACAAGAAAUAGGGGAUACAGAAAGGCUUUGUACCUAGGAUGGCCCCACAGGGUCCUUCUCUGUUUCAUUUCUUUUUUUAAAAAAGUUAAACUUAUUUUUUUUAAGCUCCUAUCUUUCCUUUUAAUCAGUUAAAAAUACUUGUUCAGUGUAAUUCUUUCACUUCUCACCUUCCACUCACUUUAAUAUUAUUGUGCUGUUAAGCAACUUAGCUAAUUCUGACAUUUUGUAGAAUCAUAACAUUAGGAGCACUUAAUCUGUAUUUUACAAAUCAGGAAACAGAGGAUCAGAGAUAGGAAAGGACUAGCCCAAGGUCAAAAUUAACAAGCCCUUUCCAACAACCUCCCAGUACAUUGGCCUUGGAUAGAACUUGAAGACCCCACUUCCCCCUCCUUGAAGCCCAGAUAGAUUGACUUUGAUAUGGCAGGCUCACAACUCCCUUGGCAUCUCCUGUUCAUUUCCAGCCACAUUAGGAUCCCUGUCAGAUGUUGCCAGCAGACUCCUUUUCUACUGAAAUUUUCUAAAGACUUUUCUUCUUUCUCUGCAUUUUCCACAUGGCUUCAAAGCUUUGGGAAAAUAAAAACUAGAAAAUAUUGUGAGGCAGGAAUUCUGGAGUUUGGUUACUAAAACAUGAACUUGCUAAUUAAAAGGCCUUAGGAUAUCAGAAGAAAAUCUUUCCACAGGGCCCUGGUUUUCAUAUCAGUAAUUGAGGGAGUUGGAUGAGGUCCUCUGCAGCCUGUUUUCGCUUAUUAUCACUAAGAAGUAGUGAGCAGUCUGUACUAUUUUAUCAGAAAUAAAGGUACCACAGCUACAUUGCUAAAGCUUUCUCUCUUGCCACAUCCCCCAGCUGCCUUAAUGAAUUCAUGUGUUCCCUUCUCUUGGAUCUUGCCCAUUAACUGCACUGAGGUUGUAGAGUCUCCCAGAAGUUUUGAAUGGCCAUUUUGUGUGUGGUUCAGUAUCCAUUUGACCCCUGUUUCUGAAAUAGAAUGGUAUGGAGGGAAACCAUGCCAUUUGGCUUUUUAGUGUUUGAUGAAGUUAUUCAGACAUUUUAAAGAUGGUUUGUUGCUAGUAAUCCUAUAUUUUAACAAAUCCUCUUAAAUAGUGCCUUUUUUUUCUUUUUUCUUUUUUUGGCUGUGCCACACGGCUUGUGGGAUCUUAGUUCCCCGAGCAGGGAUCGAACCUGGCCCCAACAGUGAAUGUGCCAAGUCCUAACCACUGGACCACCAGGGAAUUCCCUUAAAUAGUGCCUCUUAAAUAAUCCUCUUAAGUAGAAGAAAAGAAGUCUUUUUCCUCUACCUAUCUUAAGUUUUCAGUUGGGGUCCUGUAAAUUAGACUAACAAAAGAUAGAUUAGCAAGAGAAAAAUAGAAGUAUUAACAUAUGCAUUGCACAUAAACAUGGAAGCAUUCAGACAUGAGUAACUCAAAGAUGUGGUUAGAACUUGAGCUUAUACAACAAUGAACAAUAAAUUUUUUUGUGAAGGAACAAGACAAAGAGGACUUUCAGUUUCUAGGAUAGGAAACUGUAGGAAGGAAAAUAUACGUACAGUAAGAGUGAGUUUUGUAAGAAACUGCCAAAUAGAAAAAAAACUGUCAAAAAAAAAAAAAGCUGCCAAAUAGUCUUCCAAAGUGGCUGUACCAUUUUGCAUUCCCACCAGCAGCAUGUUCCUGUUGCUCCACAUCCUUGUCAGCACUUGGUAUUGCCAGGUUUUUGGAUUUUAGUCAUUCUAACAGGUGUGUGGUAGUAUCUCAUUGUUGCUUUAAUUUGCCAUUCCCUCGUGACAUAUGAUGUUGAACAUCUUUUCAUAUGCUUACUUUCCUCUAUAUCUUCUUUGGUGAGAUGUCUGUUGAGGUCUUUGGCCCAUUUUUAAAUCAGGUUGUUUUCUUAUUGUUGCAUUUUAAGAGUUCUUUGUAUAUUUUGGAUAACAAUCCUUUAUCAGAUGUGUCUUUCGUAAAUAUUUUUUCCCAAUCUGUGACUUGCUUUCUCAUUCUCUUGACAUUGUCUUUUGCGGAGCAGAAGUUUUUCAUUUUAAUGAAGCCCUGCUUAUCAGUCAUUUCUUUCAUGGAUCAUGCCUUUGGAGUUGUAUCUAAAAAGUCAUUGCCAUACCCAAGGUCAUCUAGGUUUUCUCCUAUGAUAUUUUCUAGGGAGUUUUAGUUUUGCAUUUGACAUUUAGAUCUGUAAUCCAUUUUGAGUAAUUUUUGUGAAAGGUGUAAAGCCUUUGUUUAUUUAUUAUUUUGCAUGUGUAUAUCCAGUUGUUCCAGCACCAUUUGUUGAAAAGACUAUCUUUGCUCCUUUGUCAAAGGUCAGUUGACUAUAUUCAUGUGGGUAUAUUUCUAGGCUCUCUAUUCUCCUACAUUGAUCUAUUUAUCCUUUCACUAAUACCACGCUAUGUGGUUACUUUAGCUUUAUAGUAAGUCUUGAAGUCAGGUAAUGUCAAUCUUAACUUUGAUCUUCAAUAUUGAGUUGGCUAUUCUGGUUCUUUCGCCUCUCCAUAUAACUUUAGAAUAAGUUUUUUCAUAUUCACAAAAUAACUUGCUGGGAUUUUGAUUGGCUUUGAGUUGAAUCUAUAUAUCAACUUGGGAUAAACUGAUGUUUUGACAGUAUUGAGUCUUCCUAUCCAUGAACAUGAAAUAUCUCUUCAUUUAUUGUUAUUCUUUGAUAUCUUUCAUCACAGUUUGGUAGGUCUUCUUAUAUAGAUCUUGCACAUAGUUUGUUAGAUUUGUAUCUGAAUAUUUAAAUUUUUUGAGUGCUAAUAUAAAUGAUAAUGUUUUACAUUUCAAAUUUCACUUCAUUACUGGUAUAUAGGAAUGUGAUUGACUUUUGUAUAUUAACCUUGUAUUUUACAACCUUGCUAUAAUAAUUUAUUAGUUCCCAGAAGUUUCUUUGGUAAUUUUUAUAGCUUUUCUAUAUAGACAGUUAUGUCAUCUGUGAACAGAGAGUUUUAUUUCUUCCUUCCCAACUUGUAUACCUUUUAUUUCCUUUUAAGUUAUUGCAUUAGCUAGCACUUCCAAUAUGAUGUUGAAAAGCAGUAGUGAGAGGGGACAUCCUUGCCUUAUUCAUGAUCUUAAUGGGAAAGCUUCUAGUUUCUCACCAUUAAGUGUGAUGUUAGUUGUAGGUUUUUUGUAGAUAUUCUUUAUCAAAUUGAGGAAGUUCCCCUCUAUUCCUAGCUUACUGAAAUAUUUUAUUAUGAGUGGGUGUUGGACUUUGUCAAAUGCUUUUUCUGCAUCUAUUUGUAUAAUCAUGUGAUUUUUCUCUUUCAGCCUGUUGAUGUGGUAGAUUACGUUAAUGGACUUUUGAAAGUUGAACCAUCCUUGCAAACCUAGGAUAAAUCCCACUUGGUUGUUUUUAUGGCCUAUAUGUUCUUAUGCCCACAAAUUUCAUAUAUUGAAAUCCUAACCCCCCAAGGAGCCUUUGGGAGGUGAUUAGAUCAUGAGGGUGGGGCCCUUAUGACUGGGAUUAAUGCCCUUAUAAAAGAGACCUCAGAGAGAGUUAGCUGGUCCCUUUCACCAAGCGAGGACAUGGCAAAAAGGUGCCACCAGUGAAUCAGAGCUCAGGCCCUCACCAUACACCAGAUCUGCCUGUGCCUUGGUCUUGGACUUCCCAGCCUCCAGAACUGUGCAAAAUAACUUUCUGUUGUUUUUAAACCACCUAGUCUCUUUUUGUUAUAGCAGGCUGAACAGGCUAAGAAAACUGUGCUAUGUAAGUCUUUUUAUAUGUUGUUGGAUUCAAUUUGCUAAUAUUGUGUUGAGGAUUUUUGCAUCUAAGUUCAUGAGAGAUGUUGGUGUGUAGUUUUCUUGAAAUGUCUUUCUUUGGUUUUGGUACUAGGGUAAUGCUGGUUUCACAGGAUGAAUUAGGAAUAUUUUCUGUUUCUGUCUUCUGAAGGGGACUGUAGAGAACUGGUAUAAUUUUCUUCCUUAAAUGUUUGUUAGAAUUCAUCAGUGAACCCAUCUUGACCUGGUGCUUUCUGUUUUGGGAAGUUAUUAAUUACCAUUUGCUUUAUUCCAUCUGUUCUGUAUAUCUUUGUUCUUCUUUUCUGGUCUUCUAUUUCUUUCUGUCUUCCUUGAAAGAAUCUCACAAAAUAUUUCCAUUUCCCAUUCCCAUCCUUUGUACUACUUUGUCAUACAUUUUAUUUCCACAUAUGUUUUAAACUCUACAGUAUAUUGUUUAAUAUUUUUGAUAACAGUGAAUUAUCCUUUUAAAGAUUAAAAAAAUGAGAAAAAAGUCUUUAAAUUUACCUAUAUGUUUACUCUUUGCACUGUCAACCUGUCCAUCACCAACUAUCCAAACACAUGAACAUAUCCAAGUUUCCUUCUGCCCCUUUGUAGCCAUUUAUGCCCAUCCUUGAUCCCAUUUCCAGCAAGUACUGAUCUGCUUUCUAUAACUAUAGAUUAGUUUACAUUUUCCUGGAAUUUACAUUAAUGGAGCCAUACAGUAUGUAUUUUCUGUUUGGCUUCUUUCAAUCUGCGUAAUUACUUUGAAAUUUGUUCUUAUCAUUACAUAUAUCAAUAGUUCAUUCCUUUUUAUUACUGCUGAGCAGUUUGCCAUUAUAUGAAUACACCACAGUUUGUUUAUCCAUUCACCUGUUGAUAGACAUUGGGGUAGUUUCCAGCUUUUGGCUAUUACAAAUAAAGCUUCUGUGAACAUUCA
Lagenorhynchus albirostris (white-beaked dolphin) is the source of this 7637-nucleotide messenger RNA. It is a transcript of the gene HSDL2, whose product is annotated as hydroxysteroid dehydrogenase like 2. Lineage: Eukaryota; Metazoa; Chordata; Mammalia; Artiodactyla; Delphinidae. The transcript is spliced from 11 exons. Gene Ontology annotation, cellular component: mitochondrion. The record is from RefSeq and is a predicted model, not a curated record. Bases 142 to 1398 code for a protein of 418 amino acids.